This is a messenger RNA of Hyaloperonospora brassicae, 6069 nucleotides long. Lineage: Eukaryota; Oomycota; Peronosporomycetes; Peronosporales; Peronosporaceae. The record is from the annotation of a GenBank genome assembly.
AUGCACAAGAAACCGUGCUUCAGCUUCCAACGCGGUGGAACAUGUCGUUUCGGAGAUUCGUGUCGGUAUGCCCACGUGCAGUCGCCUGACGACGCCACGCACGCGUCGGUACGUCGAGAAGCGAUCAACCCAUCCUUCGAUCGGCGCCAAAAAGCUGACACGAGUUCAGAGCCUGUUGCCCUGGCGCCGCCUUUCUCGCUUUCGGCUUUCAAAGCUCAGUUAGCCGAGAAAUUGGCUUCCAGUACGUUCUUUUCCGGUCAUUCCGAUACAUUGGUGUGUUUCUGGCCCGGCGCGAGUCGGUUGGAAGUACUCUGGAAAGGGUUUUUGAUGCCUCGUAGCGCCAGCGACUCGUGGCCCAUGAACAGUCAAACGCAGGCACUGAACUUUAUCAACUCGGGACUGUAUGCGCUAACGAACGACAGGAUCGCUCCGCAGUUUGUGAGGGAGUUUGGCAAGACCGAGGGUCGAGGUGUGCAAGUGAUUCAAGAUCUGCUUGAUCUCACGUACUCGAACGAUGCUGGUCGACGUCGCGAUGUCGUGUCUUUUCAACGAGGAUUAGUUCCCUUCGUAACCAUGCUAACCAUGCGACGCAUGGAAAUGGUCAGUCAGCACAUGCGUGAAGCCAAUCACGUGUACGCCUUUGUGCGAACGGCUCACGUGCAGCUCUUUGAUCUCUAUCUGGAUCAUCUCGAGCACAUGGUGGAGCGCCAUAGUAUUGACGAUAAUGUGAUGUCGCAUGAGACUUUCCUCGAAGAGUCAGAUGGUCAACGAUACGCACCACUGUGUUUCACACAAGUGUGUCUCCCGCUCAUCCGUCUGCUGUAUCUCUUGGGCAGCAAGUUCAAAGACUUUAUGUAUGAAGAUGCUUUUCAAGAGACGGUCGAGUGCGUCGAUGCGCUCACCACCACGUGGAAAGAGAACAGUCAACGUGGCGACGCUGCGCUCGACUCGAUGUUGUGCUUUAAGGUGAUGAAAGAGGAAGUUGCACGACUGCACAAGAUGAUUCGACGCGGUGAACGUGACAUGCUCGCGGGCGCAGCGUAUGCAGAGACAGAGCAAACGAAUUAUGGACCAGAGCCUGGACCAUGGGACGUGCUCGAUGCCGGCGAGCCCGGGGAAGCUGUGUUGGCAGACGGAAGCGUCGGGCCACGACACGAUAAUGACCAUCGUGACUUUCGUGACAUUCAACUACUACCGACGACAGAGGAAUGCCUGACACGUGAGCCACCGCUACUGCCUGGGAACUUUCCAUUUCACGAAAAUGCUCAUUGGUUGCCUCCUGGGCCAGAACGCUGGGUGGACACGCACUUUCGACUGUAUCGAGAAGACUUUUGCGGUACGAUCCGGUCGAGCUUACAGGACCUUUAUCAUCGGCUGGCUGCGGAUGGCGGACACCUUGUUGCCGGUCGUCUAAGAGGCGCUGACGUGGAUUACAACGUGUACCCGAUCACUGGAACUGCAAUGCCAUUGAAGCAUACGGACAGUCGCGGUGAGCGCGACAGUAGUUGCCGCAUUGAGCGCCAUGGACUUUGCAUCGACGUUCAGUUUCAGCAACUAUCCGCUGCAAAGCUGACUGGCCGAACGAGGCUGCCGCGGAAAGCUGCGAACGAUGAUGCGACGAGCCGACGAGAGCUCUGGGAGAAGACGGGUCGACUGCCAUACAAAGGGAUGGUCGCACUCGUCACAUAUACCAAUGGUGACAUGCAAGUCAUUUUUUGCCAAAUUGUCGAGCGUGUCGUGGAGAAGCUCGUCCAGGAUGUGGUGGAGAUCACUUUGCAGCCAUUUGAAGCCCAAGACUUUGCAACUCUCGAGCAAUGGCGGCACCUCGCAUUGUCUGGACACGAUCGAAGGCUUGGACGCUCGAACAUGCUGCUACUGGAGUUCAACAACAUUUUCUUGGCGGCGUACGAACCGGUCCUUCGUACGCUGCAAAGCCUACAGCCCGCUACCUUGCCUUUCCUGGAAUACCUAGCUCCUGAAGCCCCACCAACGCCGGGUGAAACUCAAAUGGAAUCUCCCAUGUACUGCUUGAAAGACGGCUUUGCGUUUGACCUCAGCUCGGUGUUGAAAACGCACCCGCGUGCACUGAAUGGCGGUGCUCCGCAACAACUUCGUCUGCAACCCCUUCAACGUAAUUCUCGCGACGCGUGUGAGAAUGCACUAGUUCGCUACUCGACGUUGGAGCGUGACCAGGCAAAAGCGUUGGUGGAAGCGCUGAGCAGCCGUGUAGCGUGCAUUCAAGGACUUCCAGGUAGUGGCAAGUCGUUUAUCGGGGCGAUGCUUACACGCAUCAUAUUGCAGGCGAAAGUGGCGCCCAUACUGAUCGUGUGCUUUACAAAUCACGCGCUCGACCAGUUUUUGUGUCACCUGUUGGAUGUUGGCAUCACGAGUCUCGUGCGUAUUGGAGGACAAUGCAAAGAGCCUCGUCUGGAAAAGUACAAUCUCAGGAAGAUGCCCAAAUCGUUCCAGCGCUACGAGCUCAAGCUGCUCUACGGCGAGCUGGACGAAAAGGCAGACGCCAUUGCUCUGAAGCUAAAAGAGCUGAACACUGACGCUCGUCGCCCGACGUGGAAAUCCCUCCGACCAUUUUUGGAAACCAGGUAUCCAGAUGCUUAUGAUUACAUUGUUGAGCGCAGCAACGAAUUGUUUGACGAUGACUGGAGUAUUGCCGGGUGCAGCGACAUACUGGACUAUUGGAUUCAGGGGAUGGACAUUGUUGCUCUGCACCGUCGUGACCAGAGGCGGCAAGGUGUGAAUGACCGGACGCAGAAUUUGUGGCGGUGGAGUCUGCCAAAGCGCCAAGCUGCUUUGACGGAGUGGGUCAGUGCGAUGCGUAGCGAACGUGUCGAAGAGCUCAUUGAAGCGCAAACGGCCUAUCAAGAGACGUUGACGAAGAUUGAGACUGUACGGGAUCAAGCAGAUGUCAACACGCUCAUGCGUGUUCAGAUUAUUGGAAUGACGACCACCGGCGUGGCGCAAAACCAGCGGAAGAUCGCGGCAGUAGAACCGCUAGUGGUUAUUUGCGAAGAGGCUGGCGAAGUGCUUGAGGCACAGCUCAUGGCGUGUCUAUCUCCGGCUUGCCAACAGUUCGUGCUUAUUGGUGACCAUAAACAGCUACGCCCGCACAUUUCCGAAUACAAGCUGAGUGUCGAAAGUGCUGAAGGGGAACGGUACGCACUAGACGUCUCGCUGUUUGAGCGUUUGGUCGCUCCGUCCUCGGGUCUGCCCUUUUGGAUGCUCACCGAGCAACACCGCAUGCGUCCACAAAUUUCUCAGCUCAUACGUAUGCUCUUUUACCCAAAAGUGCGCGAUGCACAGGAGACGCUGGAGUACCCACCUCUUCUCGGUCUGAACAAGAACGUGUUUUUCGUGACGCACGAUCAUCCCGAAGGGGAUACGGCUGCUGCGGUAGGCAUGCCGUCUCGUUCACAUACUAAUGAGUACGAAGUGGCGUACGUUGUUGCAACUCUCGCCUACCUCUUGCAGCAGGGAUAUCGCACGAGUGAUAUCGCCAUUGUCACUCCUUACGUUGGCCAGCUCAUCAAGUUGCGCUCUGCGCUUCGAGGAAAGUUUAUCCUCGAGCUGAACGAGCUUGAUCUAGACGAGAUCCAGCGUACGUCCGACGACGGUAAUGAUGACAGCGAAGACGACGACAUGGACGAAGGUGCUCGAGGGGAAAGCUCUACUUCGUUAGGGGUCAUCAAGAAAGAGUUGUCAGGUGCGAUUCGUGCAGCAACGAUUGAUAAUUUCCAAGGCGAGGAAGCAACAAUCAUCUUGGCAAGCCUCGUUCGAAGCAGCAACACCACCACGCACGGCCGUGGGUCCAUUGGGUUCCUCAAGACGCCGAACCGAAUCAACGUGCUGCUGUCUCGAGCGAAACAUGGGUUGAUCUUGGUCGGCCACGGCGACUUGUUGCGUGCAAAAUCGCCGCUGUGGCGCCAAGUGAUCGAUCAGCUGCAAACUGACGACUGCUAUGGUAGCGGGCUACCUCUGCAAUGCCAACGUCACCCAGGCGACUUGCGCAACGCUACGAGUCCAGGCUCAUUUGCUGAGCUUGCACCCGAUGGAGGUUGUCUCCGUCCGUGUGGAUAUCGACUUCCGAAGUGCGGACACGCGUGCCCGAAGUGCUGCCAUGUGGAUCAGCCGUCUCAUGCGGCCGUCUACUGUACGCAGCCUUGUCCACGACUCCAACCUGGCUGUGAGCAUGUGUGCCCUGGGAUUUGUGGGGAUCCGUGUGGUCGCUGCGACGUUCUUGUCGGGUCGAUAACGCUACCUUGUGGUCAUACGUAUGCCAACGCGCGGUGUUUCGAGGUCAAGAAGGCGGCAAAGCUGAAGUGUAAAAAAAUGGUCGACAAGAUUGUUCUUGAUUGUGGACAUGUUCAGCGUGUUGCUUGUAGCGCCAUGAACGUCAAGUGCACGCGGUUGUGUGGUGCCGUGCUUUCCUGCGGUCACGCUUGUUCUCGUAAGUGUAGUGAUUGUAUUGCAAAGACGCUGAUGAAUCGCGAGGACAAUGCAGAACCGGAUUACCCGAUCGUUGCGACCGAACACGGCGGGUGUCAAAAAGAGUGUGAGCGGAUGCUACCUUGUCGGCAUCGAUGCCGCGGUGUAUGCCACGGAAACUCGCCAUGCCCUCCGUGUCAGUGCGUCUGUGACGUCUUCAAAUGCGAGCAUGGCUCUUGCAAUCACCCAUGUAGCGAUCCGUGCACUGCCUGCACGGAAUCGUGCACCUGGAGCUGUGAGCACCGCGGAACGUGUGAUCUGCCUUGCGGUGCUCCUUGCAAUCGUCGGUUGUGCGAUCAACGAUGCACGCGAUUGCUCGAGUGUGGUCACCAGUGUCCAAGUGUAUGCGGCGAAGACUGCCCCACGUCAAAGUUUUGCCACGUCUGCGGCGAUGACAACGUCAAGCAGCGCGUCGCUGAUGUGAUUAUGUUCCGGACGUAUGCUGAAGUUGAUCCGUGUGAGGACCCGAUCUUGGUACUUUCGUGCUGCUCGAUGGUCUACACAAUGGAAACGCUGGAUGGCACGCUCCACAUGAGCGCGUUCUACGAUACCAAUGGGAACCCGCGUGGUCCCUUGCCUGGAGGAUACAUGGACAUGCCUCAAUGUCCGAAUUGCAGCAAACCGAUUCGUACCCUCCGUCGGUAUGGACGCGUGAUCAAGCGCGCGGCCAUUGACGCCGCAGACAAGAACUUCAUUUCUCACGCACAGCGUCAACUGAUCCGUUUGCAAGAGCGGACGAAUGCUGCUAUUGAACGUGGUGAUGUCGCGCAAGACAAGACGUUGCGGCACGACCUUCGUUCGUUUGGCGUUACGGUGAAGCGACCACCGUGCCAGAAAGUGUUUGAGGCUUGCGUCGCGCUGGUGACGAAAUGUAUGGGUGGCCAAGGAGGAGGGGACGUCGACAUUGACUUGAGUACUCUACCAGUACCCAACUCGUCGUUCCAGUAUCUGGGAUACUUUUAUAUGCUUUCUGCGCAGCUUUCGAUGGUGGGGCAUACCGCAUCGACGAGAGCUCGAGCGGAGCAAUUUGCUCGUCAAGCGGUGGACCUGUUCGCCGACGGAUCGUUCGAACUAUAUGCACGCGAAGCUCGGUUGCUGCUAGCACAGAUCCUGCUCGCAAGUGCCGAAGCCAAGUUGAACAAGAAAGUAGAGGCGCGAAAAGAGCGUGACGAGCGCAAGAAAGCAGUGGUGGACUCUGCUUCGGAAGCUCAUGCAUUGCUGGACGGUCUGACAGUGUCAGCAGGUGCAUCCUUUUCGUCCAAACACGGGAACGACGUUCAGCUGCUCAAAGAGAGAGCGAAGAGCAUUGUCCAACGAGCAUCGAAUGAGACGUAUUAUCAGAGCGUGUCUAUGGAAGAGAUGAAAUCGAUCAAGCUCGCGAUGCAGACGGAGUUCCGAGGCUCGGGUCACUGGUACCGCUGCAUCAACGGCCACUCGUACUCGAUUGGCGAGUGUGGGAUGGCGAUGGAGCAAACGAGCUGUCCAGAAUGUGGCGCACCUGUCGGCGGUGCCAACCAUACAUUUGUGGAAGGGACCGAGCGUGAUAACGAGAUGGAGCAGAUACGCUGA